Messenger RNA from Phoenix dactylifera (date palm), 1249 nucleotides. NCBI's taxonomy places the organism in Eukaryota, Viridiplantae, Streptophyta, Magnoliopsida, Arecales, Arecaceae. The record is from RefSeq and is a predicted model, not a curated record.
CCUAACCCAUCUCCCCUGACAUUUCUCCACCAGAAGGAAGCGAUAAGACUAAAGGGUUAAAAAAAAAAGGAUAAGAUCCCUUCGGUUUCGCCUUCAAACCAACAUAAAUGCUCAUAAAUGACCCACUGAUCCACGUAUUAACUGCGAAGGAGCUCCAAAUCCCACACCCUACGAACCUAAGACGAGGGCAAAGGAGGCCCAAAAUGGAUCUGAGCGCUAUCGCUGCUCUUCGCUGCCAAUUGCCGCUUUUUACACCCUCGAAAGCUAGCCCUAGAAACGCCGCCCCUCCGGGGCACCGACUUCACUUCCUCCCCUUUUCGAAACGGAAUUUUAGAUCUUUAACGGCUAAAGGGAGCAUAAAGGCGCCCCUCCUCCGCCGGAAAAUAAUCCACUUGCCCUCCUUGCCGUUAAAAAUCCAGCAAAGUCCUCCGGAUUUACCGAAAGCGGAGUACCAGAAAGGCGACGCCGACGAAGAGAGAUCGCGGAAUUCCUCCCAAAACUCCACCAAGUCCGACCUCAGGCCUCGCGAUUCUCCGAUUCCAGAACAAUUAGCCUGCUGGAAUCACCCUUAUGAUGCUAUAAAACCGACCUUUUUACGUCCAAGUUCCCUCCUUUCCGUCUCCAAACACCAAAUCCCUCGGUUUCCCGUCGAGAGAUUCCGUAUCCCUCGCCACACCCCGCGAAUUCCCUCCUCCAGACAACAGAAUCUCCCGAAUCCAGUAAGCAGACCACUAACAAUCCCCAAAUCACAGUCCCAAAAACAGAUCUCCCUCGAUCCCCCACACUACCGCCCCAACCUCGAACUCCGCUUCAAACCAAGCUCAAAUCCCUCAAAGUCCCCAACAAACCUCAAAAAACAUAAUUUUUUUUACACCAUCGAGCUCCUUUCCCGGCGCUUCCUCCACACCCCCAGCUCCAACCCGAUCGAGAACCGAAUCCCUCCCUCAGACGAAAGACACGGACGCCACAGGACGGGGAGAGAGAAAGAAAGAAAGAGAUCGAAGGAAUCACGGAUAAGGCGUGAGGAGAGGCGACAAGAACAGCGGAAGAAGAGCCGCUCGGCCUUUUAACAGAGAGAGAGAGAGAGAGAGAGAGAAGGGGUGGGAAGGACUAUUUCUUAUCUCACUUUUUAGAAUAUUUCAAUGAGUUUCUCUCUCUAGGUCUAGAGAGAUAAAACACUGGGGUUGCCGCUUCCGGACCCUACACGGACCCUCCGAAUUCGCUCUCUCUGCUGCUGUCGCUUCUCCGC